CUCCCUCUCUCUCUCUCCCACUUCAGUAGCGAACCGCUCGGAUACGGAGAGGAAAGACUCAUAAGUACCUUCCUCUCCUCCAUUGUCUGUUCUUUUUUUUCCUCUCUCUCACUCUGUCUCUUCGCCUCUCUUUUUUCGCUCAGGAGGUGUUUGUUUCUUUCUCUGUCAGCCAGAAGGGAGCAGGAUGCGCUCCGUGACAACGCUCGGCCGUGACAGGAGAGGGGUGAACAUGAAAGAAGAGAGGAGAAACUGACCGAAAACAGAGAACCACCCCCCGCCGAGCAACCAAGCAGGAGAGGGGUAGACGGCAGAAGAGCAACAGCCAUGAGGGGCUCCAGCGAGGGCGCGGAGGGGGACUGAGGCGGUGCCACUGAGCGGCCAGCAGAGGGCGACUGCGCUCUCCGCUGCUGCGGGACCGGGCAGGGAACAUGAGCAUCACCGGUCAGCGGUCCUUCAACGUCCUGGCGGUGGUCUUCCUCCUGCUCUCCACGGCAGCCCUGUCCGCGCACUUCCGCGUGUGCGAGCCCUACUCCGACCACAAGGGGCGCUACCACUUCGGCUUCCACUGUCCCCGUCUCUCCGACAACAAGACCUACAUGUUCUGCUGCUUCCACAACAACACAGCCUUCAAGUACUGCUGCAAUGAGACCGAGUUCCAGACCGUCAUGCAGCUCAACCUGACCAGCCAAACAGACGGCUUACAACACAAUAACUACACUGCUCUGGUGGGAGUGUGGAUCUACGGUUUCUUCGUUAUGGUUCUGUUGGCUCUGGACUUCCUGUACUACUCGGCCAUGAACUAUGAGGUGUGCCGGGAGUACCUGGAGAGGUGGGGGCUGGGGGGGCGCUGGCUCAAACAGGCCCGAAGCCAGUGGAACAACCCCCCUCCAGAGGAAGAGGAGCCCUCCAUGCACCCUAUCGUCCUGGCCCACCACCCUCGACACAGCCUGAGGGGAGACACCCAGAGCCCCUCCCUAAUGUCCUUCCAUACCUCCACAGCCUGAACUAAGACGAAGUAAUACAGAAGAAGCAGGAAGUGGACAUGGGCUGGAGUACAGACACAAGACACAGCAGGAUAUGGGAGUGGCCUGGACUACAGAUACAACUGCAAGUGGGGCAUGGCCUGGACUACACACACACACAACAGGAAGUGGGGCAUGGCCUGGACUACAAAUGCACACAACAGAAAGUGGGGCGUGGCCUGGAAUACAAAUGCACACAACAGGAAGUGGGGCGUGGCCUGGACUACACACGUACACAACAGGAAGUGGGGCGUGGCCUGGACAAAAGGACACAGCGGGAAGUGAGUGCGGCUCAGACUACAAACAGUAGGAAGUGGGCGGGGCUUGGUGCUCUGGACACUACUCGUCUCUUUCUUCAGCACAUGCCACAUAAACACACUCACACGCGUGUGCCUGCUCACACAAACACACCGGUCAUUCUGAGCCCAACCUGGGUUCCAGGGUGACUCAUCUGGCCAGAACGACUGAUUUCUGGAGGGUCGACACCCACCCAGGAACAUUGGGGGAAACGGCUGCGUCCCAUACGGUUUUAAGGGGACACCAACUGCUGCUGCUCCACCAGUCCCACGGAAGCCAAAACCGCCCCCUCUCCCUCCCCCUCCCCGUUCCACGGUCAUGCUCCACGGCCCUUCGCCCUCUCCAAAAUCGUUUGUGGUGUUCCUCUGUACCCGUCAAUCACCACCGAGAGAAGGGGGCUGUGGUAAGAGACUCCUCUGUGAACACCCUCUGGAUGUAUCCGUGUAGAUCGCACUGCUGUUUGGCCGGGUCUAGACGCAGUGGCAAUUAGAGUUAGAGCUAGGGUUAUUUAUUGGUCUGUUAGUAAUGUGAACUUGUCAGGGAAUCACAUGAUAAUUGUAAACGAGUAAUGAAUCAAGUGGGCUACAUCAACAGGGAAUUAGAUUAAACGAGCCCAUUUUACUUUCCUCCUUAAAAUGCCUACAAACCUCUUCUCCCCUCUUUCCUUCCUCUGGGGUUGGGGGUUGAGAGUUAUUGGUUCUUUAGUUUUUCUUUUAUCAAAUGCAGAUGUCUGAAGUAUAUUAUAAGCAAUUUUCCAACUGGUUGUUGUGGUCUUGAAAAAUUAAAACAACUAGGCUGGAUUUGGUACUUCACGUUCACUAAAAACCUUGGAAUAAAAAUUCAAUACAUUGCAAGUUGAAAAAUUUAGGUGUGAUCUUGCGACAAAAACUGAGUUUGUAAUAACGCAGGCAGGAACAGAUCCAGGAUUGUUAUUUUUUUGUGGGAGUUUUCACACAAAAUAUUCUCCUCCCACGCAAGCAAACACAGUGACAAUGAUGUUUCAUCAGGUUUGUUCGAACACAAUGUGAAUUCAACACGGCUGAAUAAACUGUCCAAACUAUUCUCAGUAGAUCCAUAAGAGAUAUUAAAAGAAAACACGUCUUGGUUUGUUUUUCUGAAUUAGGAGCUGAAGUCCAAAGGAGCAGUAAAGCCGUGACUAUCAAUCUCAAUUUCAGAGACUUCACCUGAGGCUAUAUUACUGCUGACUUCACUCCUUCCAACUGUCAGUCAUUCUUCACAUUCUCUGAAAAACUCUGGAGUUUAAACUCCAAAAACCUUCUAGAGUUUUGUGUUUCUUUUUUCAUUCCUGAUUGCAUCACUGUAAUAAUUCUAUUAUUUUGUGAAAGGUAAAAAGCCAAUGUGUGCUUCUGACCCUAUUUAAGUGAAAUGAGUUUAAACUACUGACCUUGUGGAUUAAUAAUGUGUAGCUUAAGCAGGCUGGAUAGUAGUUUAUAGCUGCAGUAACAUCCUUUGUGAAGAGGUCACAGUGACCUUCAUUAUCUUUCGCUGCCAUUUUAUAAAGCCAUCACUGAAAACUACAGCGGGGCAAAGGGGGGUGGAAGUGAUUACAUAAAACUUAUGGCUGUAACACUGUAGCUUUUAUGUAUAUCAUAGGAGUCAUUUAAUUUUGAAUAAUUACACAUUGCAGUACUGGGCUGUAGAGUUUUAAUCUGACGAACCGUUGUAACGGCAGGUGAAGAUUUUGUGAAAUAUGUGGGAGAGAUCAACAGACAGACGUUUAACGUUGUCAUAACGACCGCGUCAGCAAUAAUGUGCAGUGUUCCGGUAAUUCCAGCCGCCUAAAGUGGCUGCAUUGUAAAUGUCAAGGAAGAUGAAAAACUACCAACCAUUAUCGCAGCACGGCCGAGACUGUAAGCUGAAUCUGCCUAUUCAUUCCGGAUAGACUUUUUCAAAAACAAACUUCUAAAGUUCGUUUUUUAAAACUAUGCGGAGAAGGGGAAAGUGUGAAUCUUUUUUGCUUUCCCUUCCGUCUCAGCUGCAGAUAACGGCUUUUUUCCCCAUGAAGGAUAAUUACAAUGAUGAACUAUAAAUCGCUUGUUAGCAUCCACAUCAGAGAAUCGCAGUUUUAUUGUUGUAUGCACCUGUCAAUCAACACAAGGUACAUACAGUGCACAGCUGCGAGUGCUUUAGACACAUUCUUCUUGUGGAGACAAGUUCUAAAAAUUAUUCUGAGAAAUCCAAACAACUGCUAACUUUAUCAUUAUAGAUUAUAUUUAUAUUUAAAGUUAUUGUUGCGCAGACACACCAAUUCAUUUUAACUUAUUUUUAAAAAUAUUUUUGUAGUUAUUAUUUUCAGAGAUCAGUUGUGACUCUCCAGGUCUAGGGCAAGCCAUCCCUGCUUCAAUGCACUGUUAAUGUCGAAAUAUAUUUAUUUCUGGGGAACAAAAAAAGAAACGUAUCACAGGAUGUUACACAAUUAAAAGGAUUACAAUAACAGAACAGUCAUUUCCCCAAACACAAGAUCUGA
This is a messenger RNA of Anguilla anguilla (European eel), 3807 nucleotides long. Its product is annotated as protein shisa-like-1a. The record is from RefSeq and is a predicted model, not a curated record. The transcript has 5 exons. Lineage: Eukaryota; Metazoa; Chordata; Actinopteri; Anguilliformes; Anguillidae. The coding region runs from base 429 to 1004 and encodes 191 amino acids.